Anoplopoma fimbria (sablefish) is the source of this 897-nucleotide messenger RNA. RefSeq names its product short stature homeobox (gene shox). Gene Ontology annotation, cellular component: nucleus. The record is from RefSeq and is a predicted model, not a curated record. NCBI's taxonomy places the organism in Eukaryota, Metazoa, Chordata, Actinopteri, Perciformes, Anoplopomatidae. Gene Ontology annotation, molecular function: sequence-specific double-stranded DNA binding; DNA-binding transcription factor activity, RNA polymerase II-specific. Gene Ontology annotation, biological process: regulation of transcription by RNA polymerase II.
AUGGAAGAGCUCACGGCAUUCGUGUCGAAGUCGUUCGACCAGAAGAGCAAGGAGAGCAGCAAGGAGAGCAUCACGUACCGGGAGGUUCUGGAGAGUGGGCUGAGCAGGGCCAGGGAGCUGGGCAGCCCGGAGAGCAACCUGCAGGACGUACCGGAGGGCUGCCCGGUGCUGCUGUUCAAGGACCACGGCGAGCUGGACAAGGACAAGCUGAAGGACUUUAAUGUUUCCAGGUCGACCGAGGGGAUCUACGAGUGUAAGGAGAAAAAGGAGGAGGUGAAGUCAGAGGACGAGGACGCGCAGGGUAAGCUGAAGCAGCGGAGGAGUCGCACUAACUUCACGCUGGAGCAGCUCAACGAGCUGGAGAGGCUGUUCGACGAGACGCACUACCCGGACGCCUUCAUGAGAGAGGAGCUGAGCCAGAGACUGGGCCUGUCCGAGGCCCGGGUGCAGGUCUGGUUUCAGAACAGAAGAGCAAAAUGUCGAAAACAAGAAAACCAGAUGCACAAAGGCGUUAUCCUGGGCGGCGGCAGUCACCUCGACGCCUGCAGAGUAGCACCCUACGUCAACAUGGGUGCCCUCCGGAUGCCCUUCCAACAGGUCCAAGCCCAGCUCCAGUUGGACGGGGUCGCCCACACCCACCCCCACCUGCAUCCUCACCUGGCGGCUCACGCCCCCUACCUGAUGUUCCCUCCCCCUCCGUUCGGACUACCCAUCGCAUCGCUCGCCGACUCGGCCUCGGCGGCGGCGGCGGCGGCGGCGGCCAAGAGCAACAGCAAGAACUCGAGCAUCGCCGACCUGCGACUCAAGGCAGGACUUCUGCGGGGCCAGUGGCUCAGUCCACUCCAGGCACAGAUCACGGCCCAAGGACCGUACAAACACAUGUGGAUGUCUGUCUGA